Drosophila sulfurigaster albostrigata is the source of this 1325-nucleotide messenger RNA. Its product is annotated as transcription factor SPT20 homolog. The transcript is spliced from 3 exons. The record is from RefSeq and is a predicted model, not a curated record. Bases 181 to 1125 code for a protein of 314 amino acids. Lineage: Eukaryota; Metazoa; Arthropoda; Insecta; Diptera; Drosophilidae.
ACAUCAGCACAUCAGCUCUUCAUCUUCUUUCUCGUGAGCGACUUAUAAGUCUGGGACGGUCAGUGAUUAGCAUUUAGUUGGUCUCUGUUUGCCAAGCAUCUUGGUACGGUCUCUGUCCAUCAAACUCCAUCAGUUUUUUUUUGCCAUCGAAUUCAGUUUUUGCCAUCAAUCAAAUCGGAAAUGCGCGCGUUUAUUCUCACGUGCCUAGUUGGCCUGGCAUUGGCAGCGCCCCAAGGAUACAACUAUCAGUCAAACAAUCUGCAGCUGCCCGGCAUUCCAGGUUUGCCCGGCAUUCCCAACAUUGCCCAGCAGGCGGUGAGCAUCGAUGAGCAGCGAGUGCUGCAACAGGCGUUGCAGGCGCCCAAGGUGCAGCAGCUGCUGAGCACAUCAUCAGUGGGCAGUCAGCAGCAGCAAACACAAACGCAGACCAUCUACCAGCAGCCACAGCAGCAGCAAAUCUUCCAGCAGCAACCACAGCAACAGCCACAGCAGCUGUUGCCUGCCAACUUUGGCUUCAACUUCCAGCAACAACAGCAGCAGCAGCCACAGCAGCAACAGUAUCAAAACUACAAUCCCAGCGCCUCGCUUGUGUCCAAGGAUAUCUAUGUGCAUGUUCCGCCCGCAGAGGAACCCGAAGAACGUUAUCCCCAGCCUCAGCUGCCAAUUGGUCCACCACGCAAGCAUUAUCGCAUUGUGUUUAUCAAGGCGCCCACGCCAAGCGCCAGCAAGGCGGCAGUCCGCGUUAAGCAGGCGCCAGUGGAGGAGAAGACCAUCAUUUAUGUGCUGACCAAGAAACCCGAUCCACUUGAUUUGCAGGCGGCCAUCGAGGAGGCGGCGCCUAAGCAGAUCAGCAAACCGGAGGUCUUCUUCAUCAAGUACAAGACACAGGAGGAAGCCGCGCAUGCUCAACGCACCAUACAAGCUCAAUACGAUCAGCUCGGCGGCACCACACAAAUCUCUGAUGAGGGUGUCGCCCCAGUCACCUCAGUGAUCGGUGCUUUAGAUAACCAACGUGCCACCGUCUCAUCCACUGCCACAGCCACUGCCACGGGCAAUGUGAAUGCCAUUGGGGGACUCGCGGGUGCCAUACCGAGUAAAUAUCUGCCGUCGCAUCUGCGUGCGUGAGAAUAUAUUUGACUGAACUGCCAAGUGAAUAGCCAUAAGUAUAACAAUUUUGUAAAUACAUAUUGUAGUUAAAUAAACGAGUUGUUUUCCCUUAUUCCCUUUUUCAUCGUAAUCGUAAUCAAGCAAUUCCCACUCUCAUAUCUUUCACAACUCCCCAAUUAACACAACAAUUUGACAAAGGCGUUCAAAACACACACACA